Ascoidea rubescens DSM 1968 is the source of this 435-nucleotide messenger RNA. RefSeq lists its product as uncharacterized. The transcript has a single exon. Bases 1 to 435 code for a protein of 144 amino acids. The record is from RefSeq and is a predicted model, not a curated record. NCBI's taxonomy places the organism in Eukaryota, Fungi, Ascomycota, Saccharomycetes, Ascoideales, Ascoideaceae.
AUGUGUAAUAUGAAGAGCAAAAAUGUGUGUUAUGAUAAUUUUGAUUUUCGGAAGAAUCCUCAUGGUGACUUUUUUAUAUUGGGUAAUUUUUUUUUUAAUGAAUAUUAUGCUGUUUACGAUUAUGAUGAGUACACCGUAUUACUUGCUUCAACAGUUAAUUCAACAAGCAAUUGGUUCCUAACUGAUGAAGAAAUGUCUGAUUACGUUGCAAAUUAUCAGGAAUACUUGGAUGAUGGGCAGAUUGAUUACAAUAAUGUUGAAGUAGUGUCAAAGAACCAGCAAAUAUUUCAAGCAACAAAGGCCAAAUACUAUUCAAAUUCAUAUUUUGAAUAUGUCACCUCAUACAUCAACGACACAACGUAUCCUGUGACCCAAACAUACACAUACCACAAUUACACCCUAUACUCGUCAUACACCUUAAAGACGUUUUUGUGA